CACCCCAGUUUCCUGCUCUGGAGCUGCUAAUGAAUAACCCAUCUUACCACCCCUCCCAGGGCACCGUCUCAGGCCUGGGUGCUUCGACAACCCUGAGGUUCAGGGGACAUUCCUCAGCAGUUACUUAGCUGGGUGAUGGGAAAAAAAAAAAAUGCAGCCUAAUUGGCUAGUGGCCUUUUCUAGUGAAUGAAGGUUUCUGUUUUAAGAAGUAAAGUGACUUCUCAGCGGCUGUUGAUUCACUGCCCACAGGGAGAUUUUUGAGCAGAGGCUUCCUAGCCUCGGUAGAAAUUUGCAUACAGCUUCCACUUCCGGCUUCGGAGCCUGUUCCGCGGAUUACCUGGGCCGGGAGAGGGUGGAGGGAGGCCUGGAGCGGCCCGAGGUAGAGCGGCCCGAGAAGAAGAGAGAGUGUGACCACCCGUGGCCGGCCUGUCUGUCCUUGGCGGCUCUAAGACACUAGAAUGAACCGAAGCAUUCCUGUGGAGGUGGAUGAAUCAGAACCAUAUCCAAGUCAGUUGCUGAAACCCCCCUCGGAAUAUUCCCUGGCAGAGGAGUCAGAACCGCCUGCUCCAGAUGCAAGGAACAUGGCACCUAACAACUUGUCUGCAUCCCCAACGGCUCGGCCUUCCUCCAGAGACUUUCCUCAGGCUCACCCACCCCUGCAACUAUCAAAUCUCCAGCAGCCUGUGUCCCCGAGGGUCACCCACCUGCGCGCUAAAGUCUUGGCAGAGGGUGAAGACAGCUUGUGGAGGAGACACCCGGGUCCCAGCAAAGACUUCCCCUCAGGCUUCUCUGCAGCCGGGGAGCCCGAGACUCAGUCUGUGGCUGGAGCCCUCCCCCAGGAGCAUCAGUUUUCCCUUACAGAAAAGCAUAAUCAAUGGCUGGGAUCUUGGCUCUCAGCAACUUCCCCUGACACUGGCCAUGACUCUGACAAAUCCGACCAAAGUGUACCUAAUGCCUCAGCAGACCCCCAGAGUGGUAGCCAGGAGAUGGUGCCCCGGCCGCGUAGGAGCCGAGCAGCCCCAGACCCACCUACAAUAGACACGGGGUAUGAUUCACAGCCGCAGGACGUCCUGGGCAUCAGGCAACUGGAAAGGCCCCUACCCCUCACCUCCGUGUGUUACCUCCAGGACCUCCCCAGACCGCUCAGAUCCAGGGAGUUCCAUCAGUGUGAACCUCAGAGAUACCCAGCGUGGGCACAGAUGCUGCCCCCUGAGCCCUCCGUGCAAGCUCAGUGGAAUUAUCACUACUAUUGUCCUGGAGACCCCGACCACCAAGUGCCAUAUGGCCAUGACUACCCUCGAGCGGCCUACCAGCAAGUGAUCCAGCCAGCUCUACCUGGGCAGGCCCCACCUGGAGCCCAUGCGAGAGGCCUGCACCCUGUGCAGAAGGUCAUCCUGAGUUUUCCCAGCCCCUGGGACCAAGAAGAGAGGCCUCCACAGAGAAACUACUCUCCCCCAGGUCUCCCCAGGUAUCAGGACCAGCUGUAUAACCCGCCACCUAAUCGAGGUGGAGCUCCUGAGGGGUCCUUGGAGUGUCCUGCUGAGUUGAGGCCACAGGAUCCCCAGGCUCCUUCGCCAGCUGCUGUCCCUAGACCCCCGAGUCACCCUCCAGCCAGAGGAACUCUGAAAACAAGCAAUUUGCCAGAAGAAUUGCGGAAAGUCUUUAUCACUUAUUCUAUGGACACAGCCAUGGAGGUGGUGAAAUUUGUGAACUUUUUGUUGGUAAAUGGCUUCCAAACCGCGAUUGACAUAUUUGAAGAUAGAAUCCGAGGCAUUGAUAUCAUUAAGUGGAUGGAACGCUACCUUAGGGAUAAGACAGUGAUGAUAAUCGUAGCAAUCAGCCCCAAAUACAAACAGGAUGUGGAAGGCGCUGAGUCGCAGCUGGACGAGGAUGAACAUGGCUUACAUACUAAGUACAUUCAUCGAAUGAUGCAGAUUGAGUUCAUAAAACAAGGAAGCAUGAACUUCAGAUUCAUCCCUGUACUCUUCCCAAAUGCUAAGAAGGAGCACGUGCCCACCUGGCUUCAGAACACUCACAUCUACAGCUGGCCCAAGAAUAAAAAGAACAUCCUUCUGCGGCUGCUCAGAGAGGAGGAGUACGUGGCUCCUCCCCGAGGGCCUCUGCCCACCCUUCAGGUGGUCCCCUUGUGACCCUGCACCCCCACCCCCAGAUUACAGCUCUUGUGGCUGAGGCCGGCUGGCAGCAUUCAGGGCUGUUGUUUUCCAUCCCUCCUCGAGAGGCCUUCCAACCCCAGGAAACCUGUUCUGCAGGGGCCGCUUCCUCCUGAGACCUUGAAGGAUCUUGUCUUUGAGAUGGAGGCCAUGACUGUUCUGCAUUCCCUGCUUCUUAAACCCACUGCCGUGCACGUUCCCCCAACACUCUGAGUAUCCAGAAUGGCCCUCAGCGCCUAGCACGUAGAUAAUACAAGUGACGUUACUGUAAACACCAGCGACCACAAACACUCUCCGCUUAGGGCAACAUUUCUGAGUAUGCCAGAUGCUGUGUGUCCUCAGACCGAACUGAUUCAUGUACAAAUAAUAAAAGGUUUACUCUUUUGUAAAA
Cervus elaphus (red deer) is the source of this 2562-nucleotide messenger RNA. RefSeq names its product TRAF3 interacting protein 2 (gene TRAF3IP2). The transcript has 9 exons. The record is from RefSeq and is a predicted model, not a curated record. Gene Ontology annotation, biological process: humoral immune response; positive regulation of canonical NF-kappaB signal transduction. Lineage: Eukaryota; Metazoa; Chordata; Mammalia; Artiodactyla; Cervidae. The coding region runs from base 459 to 2150 and encodes 563 amino acids.